This is a messenger RNA of Agelaius phoeniceus (red-winged blackbird), 2277 nucleotides long. It is a transcript of the gene IDH3B, whose product is annotated as isocitrate dehydrogenase (NAD(+)) 3 non-catalytic subunit beta. Gene Ontology annotation, cellular component: mitochondrion. NCBI's taxonomy places the organism in Eukaryota, Metazoa, Chordata, Aves, Passeriformes, Icteridae. The record is from RefSeq and is a predicted model, not a curated record. Gene Ontology annotation, molecular function: magnesium ion binding; NAD binding; oxidoreductase activity, acting on the CH-OH group of donors, NAD or NADP as acceptor. Gene Ontology annotation, biological process: tricarboxylic acid cycle; isocitrate metabolic process.
GCGUUGUGGGCUCGCAGAGAUGGCGGCGCUCAGCGCGGGCCGGGCGGCGGCGGCGGGGCUCCUGCGUGCCCAGAGCCUCGGGGCAUGGCGGGCGCUGGGCACCUCGGCCACCCUCCUGCAGCAAGCCCAGGCCAAGUCCCACAGGGCUGAGGGGACAUUCCAGGUGACAAUGCUGCCGGGGGACGGCGUGGGCCCGGAGCUCAUGCACGCUGUCAAGGAGGUCUUCAAGGCUGGCAAUGUCCCCGUGAUCUUUGACGAGCACCACCUGAGCGAGGUGCAGAACACGGCGUCCGAGGAGAAGCUGGACCGGGUGGUGGACUCCAUGAAGGAGAGCAAGGUGGCCCUCAUUGGGAAGAUCCACACACCCAUGGAGUACAAGGGAGACCUGGCAUCCUAUGACAUGAGGCUCAGGAGGAAGCUGGACCUGUUUGCCAACGUGGUGCACGUGAAGAGCCUCUCGGGCUACCAGACCCGGCACAACAACCUGGACCUGGUGAUCAUCCGGGAGCAGACGGAGGGCGAGUACAGCUCCCUGGAGCACGAGAGUGCCAAGGGCGUCAUCGAGUGCCUCAAGAUCAUCACCAGGGCCAAGUCCCAGCGCAUCGCCAAGUUCGCCUUCGACUACGCCACCAAGAAGGGCCGGGCCAAGGUCACGGCUGUGCACAAGGCCAACAUCAUGAAGCUGGGGGAUGGGCUGUUCCUGCAGUGCUGCAAGGAGGUGGCCGAGCUGUACCCCAAGAUCAAAUUCGACACCAUGAUCAUCGACAACUGCUGCAUGCAGCUGGUGCAGAAUCCCUACCAGUUUGACGUCCUGGUGAUGCCCAACCUGUACGGGAACAUCGUGGACAACCUGGCGGCGGGGCUGGUGGGCGGCGCCGGCGUCGUGCCCGGCGAGAGCUACAGCGCCGAGUACGCCGUGUUCGAGAUGGGAGCCCGGCACCCCUUCGCCCAGGCCGUGGGCAGGAACAUCGCCAACCCCACGGCCAUGCUGCUCUCGGCCUCCAACAUGCUGCGGCACCUCAACCUGGAAUACCACUCCAACAUGAUCUCGGACGCCGUGAAGAAGGUGAUCAAAGGUGGAAAAGUCAGGACCCGGGACCUGGGCGGUUACUCCACCACUUCCGACUUCGUCAAGUCCGUCAUUGACAACCUGCACCCCAACUAUGGGGCUUAGGCCCCCCUGCACCCCAGCUAUGGGGCUUAGGCCCCCCUGCACCCCAGCUAUGGGGCUUAGCCCCCCUGCACCCCAGCUAUGGGGCUCAGGCCCCCCAGCAGCUCCCCCAGCGCCUCAGCCCCUCCCCAAACCCCUCCCAGCCCCCCCAGGGAGGAGGGAACCCCAGGAACCCCUCCCCAUCCCCACAGGAGGCGCCCAGUGCGGAGUUUGGGGUUCCCUGGGUGGUUUUGGGGGGAUGGGGCAGCGCCCCCAAAUCAUAGGCAGCUCCUAGGGACAUUGGGACCACCCGCCAUGGCUCUGGGACCCCCCAUUCCCAUGGGAUCCCCAUUACUGGAUUAUUAUCCCUGUGGGACCAGUGGGAUUCUCGGAUCCCUGUGGGAACAGGACGUUGGACUGUGGGACCCCAUUCCCAUGGGAUCCCUGACUAUGGGACCCCCUCCUAUUCCUGUGGGAUCAUUCUGACUGUUGGACCAGUGGGAUUUGUGGGAUCCCUGUGAGAAUGGGACCUUGGGACUGUGGGACCCCAUUCCCAUGGGAUCAUUCUGACUGUUGGACCAGUGGGAUUUGUGGGAUCCCUGUGGGAACAGGACCUUGGGACUGUGGGACCCCAUUCCCAUGGGAUCCCUGACUACAGGACCCCCUCCAAUUCCUGUGGGAUCAUUCUGACUGUUGGACCAGUGGGAUUUGUGGGAUCCCCGUGGGAACAGGACCUUGGACUGUGGGACCCCAUUCUCCCAGGGGAUCCCUGUGGCUGUGGGACCAGUGUGGCUGUGGGAUCUGUAUUCCCACGGGACCCCAGUGACCCCAUUCCCGUGGGGCCCAUCCCGUGCAGCUUCCAGCAAUAAACAGACAGGGUGGCAUCCCCCACCCUGUGCCCCCUUGGCAGCUGCUGGCACAGGGUCCCCGUGCCAUGGGGUGACCCUGGCACACUCCAGCCGGGGCACGGGGUGGGGAGGUGACCCCGUGCCCCCCAGCCCAUGGGGAUUGGGGAACUGGGAGCCGAUCCCAUAACGCUGUGCCCUGGGGCCAGGCCUGGUGCCCCCCGGGCUGUGCCAUCGUGUUGUGCUCUGUACUCUGCUUUGCUAAUAAAGGGUCCAAGCUUC